GGUGAACUACUAAUGAAAUAUAUGUAGAGAAUUUCUCUUUUUACUUUGGAUUUUGUCAGCAGCCUUUGAAUUCCAACACACACACUGGCAGACUGGUCCAUGCAAGGCUUUCCUUCACCAAAAUUAUUUUUUCAAUUUUCUUCACCGAAAGCGACUGUCACUGUUCCACUGCACGACUCCGUUUUUCCGUUUUUCCUACAAAACAGGAGUCUCUGACAAAACCUUGAAGUAUUACUAGUUUAAUCUUUCUAUUCCUCUCUCAGAAAUCGAAACACAGAGUAAUGGCUGCUUUUUCAUUCACGUUGGCCAAAUUAUCUCCCUCUUCUGUCUCAUCAUGGACUCUCUCUCUCCCCUCCUUCCUCCCAACCACCACUCGCCGCCGCCGACACCCCAAGUCCGUCGUCGUAGUCUCGGCUGCGGCGGCGAUGAACACAAAACCCACAAUUCUCGUCGCCGAGAAGCUGGGCGAGGCGGGUCUUCAACUUCUCAACAACUUCGCCAACGUCGAUUGCUCUUAUAACAUGACCCCAGAAGAGCUCUGCACCAAAAUCUCUCUCUGCGACGCCCUAAUUGUUCGGAGUGGAACCAAAGUCACCCGCCAAGUCUUCGAGUCCUCCGGCGGGAGACUCAAGGUUGUGGGACGCGCCGGCGUCGGAAUCGACAACGUUGACUUGUCGGCGGCGACGGAGCACGGCUGUCUUGUAGUCAAUGCGCCGACGGCGAAUACUAUCGCCGCCGCGGAGCAUGGGAUUGCUCUUCUUACUGCCAUGGCUCGUAACAUUGCUCAAGCCAAUGCGUCCGUCAAAGCUGGGAAAUGGCAGAGGAGCAAAUAUGUUGGAGUGUCACUAGUAGGGAAAACACUUCUAGUGAUGGGUUUUGGAAAGGUUGGAUCAGAAGUUGCACGGCGUGCCAGGGGGCUCGGUAUGCAGGUGAUUGCAUAUGAUCCAUAUGCCCCUGCAGACCGUGCCCGUGCAAUUGGUGUGGAGUUAGUGACCUUUGAUGAAGCCAUAUCGGCUGCAGAUUUUAUCUCGCUGCAUUUGCCUCUCACUCCUACUACGUCCAAGAUUCUCAAUGACGAGUGUUUCUCUAAAAUGAAGAAAGGUGUUCAGAUUGUCAAUGUUGCUCGUGGUGGUGUAAUUGAUGAGGAAGCUCUAGUGAGGGCCCUCAAUUCCGGGAUUGUUGCACAGGUGGCACUUGAUGUAUUCACUGAAGAACCUCCACCUGAAGACAGUAUGCUGGUGCUACAUGAAAAUGUUAUUGUAACUCCUCAUCUUGGUGCCAGCACCAUAGAAGCUCAGGAAGGUGUGGCUAUUGAAAUAGCUGAAGCAGUUGCAGGUGCUUUGAAAGGAGAACUUGCUGCCACUGCAGUUAUAGCUUGUUUUAAUGUGACACAGGUUUUAUCAGAGCUAGCUCCAUUUGUUGGACUGGCAGAAAAGCUUGGCAGGCUGGCCGUGCAGCUAGUUGCCGGUGGAAGUGGUGUGCAAUCAGUGAAGAUAACGUAUGCUUCUGCUAGGGGUCCAGAUGAUCUUGAUACUAGGUUGCUCCGUGCUAUGAUUACCAAGGGUCUGAUUGAGCCCAUUUCCAGUGUUUUUGUGAACUUGGUAAAUGCUGACUUCACUGCCAAACAGAAAGGACUGAAAAUAACAGAAGAGAGGGUCGUGUUGGAUGGUUCUCCUGGGAAACCACUUGAAUUCAUCCAACUUCAAAUUGCUAAUGUUGAGUCAAAAUUUGCUGGUGCAAUUUCAGAGUCUGCUGAGAUCAAAGUGCAAGGAAUGGUGAAAGAAGGGUUACCCCAUUUGACGAUGGUGGGGUCAUUUGGAGUGGAUGUGAGUUUAGAAGGCAGCCUCAUACUCUGCAAGCAAGUCGAUCAGCCUGGCAUUAUUGGAAAAGUGGGGAGCAUUCUCGGACAGGGAAAUGUUAAUGUCAACUUCAUGAGUGUGGGGAGGACAGCACCACAGAAACAGGCAGUCAUGACAAUAGGUGUGUAUGAGGAACCUGAUACAGAAACACUACAGAAAAUCGGGGAGAUAGUGGCUAUUGAAGAAUUUGUUUUCCUUAAGUUAUAGUUUGGUUAGUCUGAUCAUGCUUCACUAUUUGAUUUCAAUUUUGAAAUUGUUGUAGAAAUGGUUUGUCAUUGAAUAUGUCAUUUUUGUCUUAUAAAUAAAGUAACUAGUUUGGGGUAAGUUGAUUUAAUGUGAAUGUGCUACCAAGGGUAGUAAUUAUUAAAUCAGUUUUCUUUU
Messenger RNA from Camellia sinensis, 2240 nucleotides. NCBI's taxonomy places the organism in Eukaryota, Viridiplantae, Streptophyta, Magnoliopsida, Ericales, Theaceae. The record is from RefSeq and is a predicted model, not a curated record.